Messenger RNA from Drosophila obscura, 1377 nucleotides. RefSeq names its product glutenin, high molecular weight subunit DX5 (gene Gbp2). The coding region runs from base 64 to 1302 and encodes 412 amino acids. The transcript has 3 exons. NCBI's taxonomy places the organism in Eukaryota, Metazoa, Arthropoda, Insecta, Diptera, Drosophilidae. The record is from RefSeq and is a predicted model, not a curated record.
GAGCGAUCAUCAGUCUCAUUUGACUUUUCCACACAAGAGGGAGGACUCGGGCUCGAUUCGAGAAUGUUUUCCAAACACUUAUCGCUGGGACUGUGUCUGGGUCUGGGUCUGGGGCUCAUCGUGCUAUGUGCGCACUUGGCCAGCGCCCGUCCCCAGAAUCCCUAUUACGUGGAGAGCGGCGAGGGCGGCUAUGGACACUCCAAACGGCACCAACAUCACCAUAAUAUGCGUGGCCAUGGAUCUGGUCCGGGAUACUCUGGAGGAUAUGGGCCGCCGCCUGCAGCACCGCCACACCCACACCCAGGAUUUGGUGGAAGCCUCAGCCUACCACAGACUCAGCCCGGUCUAGGUGCACGGUAUCCGCCCCACUUUGAUCCCUAUAACCAACAGCCUGGCGGUGGGUUCCGCGGACAGCAGCCCGGAAGCCACUUCCCUGGGCGACAGCCUGGUGGGGACUUCGACAGAGGACAGUCUGGAUUCCAACAGCCAGGUGGUUUCCAGGGUCAAGGUCAAGGAGGAUUUCGUCAGCAGGGACAAGGUCAAGAAGGUUUCCAGCGGCCAGGACUAGGACAAGGAGGAUUUCACCGGCAUGGACAGGGACAAGGAGGAUUUCGUCAGCCGGGACAGGGUCAAGGAGGAUUCCAGCAGCCAGGACAGGGACAAGGAGGAUUCCAGCAGCCAGGACAGGGACAAGGAGGAUUCCAGCAGCCAGGACAGGGACAAGGAGGAUUCCAGCAGCCAGGACUAGGACAAGGAGGAUUCCAGCAGCCAGGACAGGCACAAGGAGGAUUCCAGCAGCCAGGACAGGGACAAGGAGGAUUCCAGCAGCCUGGACAGGGACAAGGAGGAUUCCAGCAGCCAGGACAGGCACAAGGAGGAUUCCAGCAGCCAGGGCCAGCAGCGGGUUUCCAGCAGCCAGGCAUCGGCGGCACUGCCAAUCCCAUCCAACCUCGUCCAGGCACCGACAACGAAGAUUUCUCCGAGUUCAACUUCCAGACACCCAACACGCUCCAGCCGCGACCAGGUCAAGGUCAACAGCAGCCCGGUCAGGGGGUUGGUAGCACCAUUCAGCCCCUUCCAGGAGGUGCCUCAGCCCGAACUGAUGAUGGCGACGAUGCGCUGAAGGAUAUUUUCAACACGCACGACUUUCUGUCGCCCAGCCUGAAAGAAGGAGGCGGCUACAGGGAUCCCAAGUCGGAAGCCGUACCGAUGUCCGUUGGCCAGCGCAAUCUCUUCAAUACGGAUCCCAUUUGCACGGACGGCACCGUUCUGAUGGCGGGACGUUGCCGCAAAGCGGCCUAAAGCCCAGUCACCAUUUAUUUCCAUUAAUGCAUCAUCAAGUUUUCCUCUUUCACAAUAAAUUCGGCUCAAUUACCA